Pundamilia nyererei is the source of this 1966-nucleotide messenger RNA. Its product is annotated as activating signal cointegrator 1 complex subunit 3-like. Bases 251 to 1966 code for a protein of 571 amino acids. The transcript is spliced from 11 exons. Lineage: Eukaryota; Metazoa; Chordata; Actinopteri; Cichliformes; Cichlidae. The record is from RefSeq and is a predicted model, not a curated record.
UGCACCUUGUGUUGACAUCUGCCGGUAGCGUACUCACACACUGACUGUUGGACUUGUACGUGGCGCUUUAGGAAGCAGUUGAAGCAUCAUUUCGUCCCACGUGUCUCAUUCACUCUCCCACGAACGCAGCCAGCCUGUUCACAGGUUCCAGGAGAACCAUAGAGCCAGAAGAACCUAGAUCCAGGAGAACCAUAGAGCCAGAAGAACCUAGAUCCAGGACACCAGGUGUGUGGGGAGGGAAACAGACACAAUGUCUCCUCCUCGACUCACAGGAGCACUUCGGUCCUUCUCCAGUGUCAGCAAGAAGGAGGACUUCAGCGAACAGCUCUAUGAUCUAAAGGCCAAGCGUCUGAAGAGACAGGAGCUGUUUGCCAGAGAGGGCCUGACGUGGCAGAAGAUUGUCCAUUUCUGCACCGAGCAUCAGGACAAAAGUCAGCAGCAAGCUGCCAGUCAGGAGCUGAAGAGCCUGCUCCUGGCAGCCAAACAGAUGGUGGCUUCUGAACUCGGUCAGGCGGUGGGUGAAAGCGCAGCCGUGUUCCUGUUUGAAACCUUCCACAACAAAGACCACGUUGGUACAGAGGAGACUCGGGCCAUCAAACACAUGUUCGGUCCCUUUCCAUCAUCGGCAGCUGAAGCGUCCUGCGCCUCUGUGGGUCGACUGGUGGCUUUGCUCGGUGACUCCCGAGUUGAAGACUUUAUCCAGAGCCAACGCUCCUGCCGCAACCUGGACCGAAGCGCCGCUUUUGGGCGCAACAUUGCUUUCUCACAUGACGGUUACACACUCGACCCACUGGAGGGGCUGCCCUUCUCCGGUAUCCAGGAAGAGAGUGCCAGCUUGGAUUUCAUCAACUUUUUCAACAACCAAAAGAGCGGCAAGAAGGGCAUCAGUGAAGAGGCUCCAUCCAGUACAGGAAGCCCCCUGACCCCGGGGGAUGGCUCCAUCCUUAGAACAGAAGUAGAUAAAUAUCUGUGUGGAGGCAACAUGAUGUCAUCCAACCCAGAGGAGCUGUGCACGUCUCUGUUUGAAAUGCUGGCCUCACACAGGAGCAACGAUGAGCUGCAGAACGAGCUGUUUGAGCUGCUCGGCCCAGAGGGGCUGGACAUGAUCUCAACCCUUCUGCAGCGAAGGGCGGCCAUUGUUGACUCCCUCCUCCGCAUCCAACCUGACAGGACUGUCUAUCCAUCAGAUCUCAGCCUCAAGGUCAGCGCUGAAGUGACCAAGCCCACCUACGGGUGCCAGGUGACCAUCCAAUCAGAGCAGGAGAAACAAAUGCUAAAGAUGUGUCGAAGGGAGGAGAAGAAAGAGAGGAAGAGAUUCAAAGGAGGCGAUGAGGGUGACUCUACGGAUGCUCUCCUGACCUUUGACCCCAGAGAGAUGAGAGCCCAGCGAGAGCAGGCCCUGCUGACUGCCCGCCACGAACCUGUGCUGAGCAGAGACAGGGUCUACGAGCGGAUCCGAUAUCCCAACGUCUACGACAACCUCGCAGAGGCCACGAAGACGGCUGCGUUUGUGGGAGGAGCCAGGAUGCUGCUGCCCGAGGGAAUCCGCAGAGAAAACUGUAAGAUGUACGAAGAAGUGGAGAUCCCACCCAAUGAGCCCAUGCCUGUUGGGUUUGAAGAAAAGCCCGUCUACAUCUCUGAAAUAGACGAGUCACCAUUAGGCCAAGCAAGAGAGAGCAGCAGGCUGGAGAACCUGCAGCUGAGUUCGAGCUGUCUUAGAGAGGAGCAGGACUGCAUCAGAGUGCACACUCAUCGAAAGCGCUGCUCUGAUGCUGCUGUUGAAGAUGCAGCAGAAGAUCACGUCAUGGAGACACCAACAAUUGGACUGGUUCUGAUGGUCUGGUUUUGGGAGGUUGGGGGGGACGAGAGUAAAGACACAACGCUGCCGGUCAUCUUCUGGUCUCAGCUCUGGAUGCUCACAGAGAGCGAGCUGCUCCAUCCACAGUGGGAUGAUGCCUCUCUGUGA